Molecule: messenger RNA, 1530 nt
Organism: Ananas comosus (pineapple)
Lineage: Eukaryota; Viridiplantae; Streptophyta; Magnoliopsida; Poales; Bromeliaceae
Product: cytochrome P450 94B3-like
Exons: 1
Coding region: 1-1530 (509 amino acids)
Molecular function (GO): oxidoreductase activity, acting on paired donors, with incorporation or reduction of molecular oxygen; monooxygenase activity; iron ion binding
Source: RefSeq, a predicted model, not a curated record
AUGGACCUUUCCUGCAGCAGCAAUAUUAUACAAGCAGUCCCUCUCUUCUUGCUCCUCCCACUCUUCCUCUACUUGUUCUUCUACUUGUUCUUCUUCCACCAAGGCCAAUCAAGAAAACCAAUUGCCCAUGGCCUCAAAUCCUACCCACUUCUCGGCCACCUUCCUCAGUUUAUCAAGAACCGCCACCGGUUCCUUGACUGGGUGACGGAGAUCAUCGUCCGGAGCCCGAACCAAGCAAUGAUGUUCCACAGCCCGGGCGAGAGCGGAAUCAUCACGGCCAAUCCUUCGCACAUCGAGCACGUGCUCAAGACCAACUUCGACAACUACCCGAAAGGCGAACGGUCGAUCGCGAUACUGGAGGACUUCCUCGGCUGCGGGAUCUUCAACUCCGACGGCGAGCAGUGGCGGUGGCAACGCAAGGCCGCGAGCUUCGAGUUCAAUAAGAAGUCGCUUCGCAACUUCGUGGUGGACGCGGUCCAAUCUGAAAUACUGCACAGACUGCUGCCGCUGCUGGAUAACACCGAGAAGAAUAAGGCUGCCGUCGACCUGCAGGACGUUCUCGAGCGAUUCGCAUUCGACAACAUCUGCAAGGUGGCCUUCGGCGAAGACCCUGCCUGCCUUAUGGAGGAGGGCUUCAUCGGCGCAAACUUACGAUUCAUGAAGGCUUUCGAGGAGGCUCAGAACCUCGUGAUGGGCCGGUUCAUGGGCGCGCUGGCGGCGACGUGGAAAAUCAAGAAGCUACUCAACAUCGGCUCGGAGCGGCAGCUGAGAGACUCGGUAUCGACAGUUCACGACUACGCCAUGAAGAUCAUCUUGGCACGGAAGGAGAAAGAUUCGGACCGGGGAGAUGAUAUACUAUCUAGAUUCACCUCAAACGAAGACCACACGAACGAAACCCUUCGGGACAUCAUGAUAAGCUUCCUCCUCGCAGGCCGGGAGACGACGUCGUCGGCACUGACAUGGUUCUUCUGGAUCACGUCCACGAGACCCGACGUAGAAAAGAAGAUUCUAGAAGAGAUCAGAGCGGUUCGAGCUGCGAAUCCGAAUUCGGGCGAGACGUUCAGCUUUGACGAGCUGCGAGAGAUGCACUACUUGCACGCCGCGAUAUCGGAGUCGAUGAGACUGCACCCUCCGGUGCCUGUGGGCACGUUGUUGUGUAAAGAAGACGAUGUUCUGCCGGACGGAACAUUCGUGGGGAAAGGAUGGUUCGUGACGUACAGUGCUUACGCUAUGGGAAGAUCGGAAGACGUAUGGGGGACGGAUUGCGAAGAGUAUAAGCCGGAGAGGUGGUUGGAGAAGGGGGUUUUCCGGCCGGAGAGCUCGUUCCGUUACCCGGUGUUUCACGCGGGGCCGAGAAUGUGCUUGGGGAAGGAAAUGGCUUAUAUACAGAUGAAAUCAGUCGUAGCAUGUGUGUUUGAACGGUUUCGGAUUAGUGUUGUGGGGAAGGAGAGCACUCCCGAGCACAUACUCUCAGUUACUCUGAGGAUGAAAGGGGGUUUGCCUAUUCAACUGACGAAGAGAAAGGAUUAG